Messenger RNA from Rotaria sp. Silwood1, 495 nucleotides. Lineage: Eukaryota; Metazoa; Rotifera; Eurotatoria; Philodinida; Philodinidae. The record is from the annotation of a GenBank genome assembly.
AUGCUUUCAAUUAUAUCUCACAAUCGACCUGUUUCAUUCCAUCAAGUACUUACUCUUUUGACAUCCAGUAUUCGUUAUUUAACAUCAACUUCAUCGGAUAGAAAAUCGAAUGAUGAUGUCGACUAUCAUGAUCGUUUAAAUACAACAAAAAAAAUGCGUCUAUUAGGUUUACAGAGUAGUCAAGCUCGUCAAGCACUUUCAAUCUAUGAUGAUUAUGUCAAUCGACAAAAAAAAUUGCCUGAUUUACGAAUGUUUGCAGUUGCUAUAAAUUGUGCUAUGAUUGCUGAAGAUUUAGCUAAAGGUCGUGAAAUUCAUCAAUUUAUUGAACAUAAUUUUCCACAUUUGAAAGAUAAUCUUAUGUUAAAACAACAACUUCGUUAUUUUUAUAUUAAAUGUAAUGAUAAACUAUCAGCUGAUAAACUUUUUCAACAAUCAUCAACAAUAAAACAUACACAAACAGAAAUACAACAAAAAUUUAAAACUAAUAAAUCUUGA